Molecule: messenger RNA, 2883 nt
Organism: Auanema sp. JU1783
Lineage: Eukaryota; Metazoa; Nematoda; Chromadorea; Rhabditida; Rhabditidae
Source: the annotation of a GenBank genome assembly
AUGGACAACAUGGUGGAGGAUAACGAGAAGAAGAAUUCCACUUCUGGAAUGGGAGGUCCACAGUUUACCUCAGACCUAACUACUCAACCUUUUAGUACUGAUUUCACAUUUCAGAGAACUCUUUUCGAUACUCCUCAAUCUUUGCUGUCGUCUCCACAGUUUGAUAUGUUCUCUCCAUUCCGUAGUCAGUAUUCUCGUGGAGUUAAGGCGCGUUGCACUUAUUGUCAGAAGGAGAUUACAACUAAUGGUCCUAAGUUCCGGUGUUCUCAUAAUAUCUGCCACAAAUGCUUGGAAUCAUGCCCUGGUAGAAAAUGCCCAACAUGCAUGAGUCCUCAAACGGAACCUCUUCUGUUCCCUCCAAAAAUGUUUUUGUCACCUACGAUGACUCCUGAGCAUAACAUUUCCGAUCAUACCGAUAACGCACUUUGUUCUCCAACACCAGAUCAGUCUCUUUCUUAUCAGAAUGUUAAUGGAAUUAGCGCUGCUCUUCAAAAUUCUUUGAAUCUCGGAAUAAACGAGAUUCAAGAACCUUUCAAUCUCUGGGAUACCAGUAGCAAAUCAAACUUGAAUACUUCACCUGUGUUUGAUACCUUGAGCGCUGGAGAUGAUCAUCCUCCAGUGUUUUCACCUGUGGGUUCUGACUGUUUCAUACCACCCCCUAGCAGGUCUCUGUACUGCUCUCCUUGCGGAAACGAAGCAAGAGCUAAUGCAUAUUGCAUGAAUUGCAAUGAAAUGCUGUGCAGUGUCUGUGUUGUAGCUCAUCAACGUGUGAGAGUUACAAAGGAUCAUACUGUUAUUACACUCGAACAGUUAUUCAACAGAAACGGAUCUCCACGAAAAGGAGAUAGAAGUGGAAGUUUAUCUGCUGCUGGAACUUCUGAUGAUUCAUCAUCUCGACCAUCUUCUGUUUGUGGUACUCAUGAAGCUAGAGUUCUAUGCUCUUGCGAUUCAUGUGGUGGCGCAGCUUUGUGUUAUCAAUGCCUGCCAUACCAUUAUAAGCAUCGAUUGAGCCCUCCCAGUGACAUUCGAUCAGCUCUGAACGUGUUGCUUACUGAAGCACGUUCAAGGGAAAAAGAAUUUGAAGACGUUCUUAACGGUAUAUACCGAAUGAAUGAAAGAAUAGAUUCUUCGGCUCAAAGUGUAGCUAGAGAAAUUAGAUCUGUAGUACAUGAACAUAUCAACACGUUGGAAGAGAGAAAGCGAGAUUUGCUACAGAAACUCGAGACCAUUCGGCUAGACAAACUUGAUGGAUUGAAAGCUCAAACUGAGCGUGUAGCUCAUGAGAAUCAAACCUUGCAAUCUAUACUGAAAGCGGUUGAGGAACUUCCAAAUGAUGCAUCCGAUUCUAUGUCUCAACUUCAUAUUUGCUUCGAACAGCUGCUCUCAAUUUUUGCUAGUCCAUUUUUGCCUGCUCCUCAGGAAGUUGAUACGUUAAAGUUUAUAAUAGACGAGAACAUCUUGCCUAAGAUCGUAGCAUUCGGUGUUCUUCUUAGUGGAGCAUCACCUAAAACUUCUGCGUUGAAGGGUGAAACUGUUCGUAGCGUUGUUAAAGAUAGGCAAUCAACAUUAUAUCUUCAAUUGCGUGACGCCUGUGGUGAUUCCGUUCGAUCAGGAAGCAUCAGAGUUAAUCAGGUCUCUGCAUCCCUCCUUGCUCCUGAUGGAACUGUAGGAGAAGUCAAUAUCAGUGAGAGCGGUGGUGGCGUUUUCUCUUUGACAUUUAUUCCAGUUAAAGAUGGUCGUCAUUUACUCAAUGUCGCUGUUCGCGGUGUCCAGAUUAAUGGUUGUCCUAUGGAGAUCGACGUCCGUAACGGUAGAAACUAUGGAGAAAUCGCACAACAGGGAGAGCUAUUUUCCUUCGGAAAAGAAGGAUCAGGAGACGGUGAACUAUGUAGACCUUGGGGAAUUUGUAUAGAUCUUCGUGGACGCGUUUUAGUUGCUGACCGUAGCAACAACAGAAUUCAAAUUUUCGAUAAAGAUGGUAAUUUCCUUGAAAAGUUUGGCUCUGGAGGAACUCGUCCCGGAAAGUUCGAUAGACCCGCAGGAAUAACUGUAAACACUUUGAAUCAAAUCAUUGUUGCGGAUAAGGAUAAUCAUAGAAUUCAAGUUUUCGACGAGAACGGAACGUUUAUUCUUAAGUUUGGAGAACGCGGUAGACCAACUGGAAUGUUCAACUAUCCUUGGGGUGUUGCUACUAAUUCCGUGAAUCAUAUUGCUGUGUCUGACACAAGAAACCACCGAGUUCAGAUUUUCACGGCCACUGGUCAGUUCGUGCGAAAAUGUGGAUUUGAAACCGCUUACUUCUAUAAACAUCUCGAUUCACCGAGAGGGCUUUGCUAUUUGCCAGAUGGACAACUUCUAAUAACAGACUUCAACAAUCACCGCCUAGCGGUUCUGUCUGCUCGCAAUUCGCCCGAAAUGAAAGUUUAUGGCAGUGAAGGAGAUGUGAAGGGAAUGUUCUGUCGUCCUCAAGGUGUCAAAGCAGACAGUGAAGGUCAUAUCCUUGUCUGCGACUCUAGAAAUAACAGAAUACAGGUGUUCUCUGGAGAAGACAUGCGUUGCGUUGCCGUCUUUGGCGGAACUCCUGGCGGGACACCAACAGGAUCCCAAUCUUCACCUCAAAAUCAAAGUCCUAAUCAGAGUCAACAGCAGGGAUUCCAGAUGCCUCAAGAUUAUCCAACUCCUCUUCAGGCUGCUGCUCCUCAAAGUAUGAUGCCUUUCAUAGGAACAACAUCUGCUGCGCAAUUUUUGAAUAAUAGCGCUGUAGAGAAUGCCGGUGUUCAACCACCGAGACCACUGUUAGACCGUCCAACAGAUUUAGCUAUAUCCCCUGACGGACGUGUCUAUGUGGUUGACUUCGGCAACAAUUGCAUUCGCGUUUUCUAA